Molecule: messenger RNA, 1556 nt
Organism: Passer domesticus (house sparrow)
Lineage: Eukaryota; Metazoa; Chordata; Aves; Passeriformes; Passeridae
Product: keratin, type I cytoskeletal 14-like
Exons: 8
Coding region: 1-1305 (434 amino acids)
Biological process (GO): intermediate filament organization; epithelial cell differentiation
Cellular component (GO): cytoskeleton; keratin filament
Molecular function (GO): structural molecule activity
Source: RefSeq, a predicted model, not a curated record
AUGAGCUGCAGCAUCAAGAGAACGUCCAGCACCUCGUACAGGAGCGGAGGAGGAGGUGGAGGCGCCUGCGGCGGCGGCAGCGGCCGCAGCUCCUCGGUGUCCUGCCGGCGCUACGCCUCCUCCGUCAUCGGGGGCAGCUUCGGCGGGGGCUGCGGGGGCUUCGGGGGCGGCCUGAGCAUGGGCAGCCUGGCCGGGGGCUUUGGCGGGGGCUUUGCGGGCAGCUGCGGCCCCGGCGGGGACCUGCUGCUCAGCGGCAAUGAGAAGCUCACCAUGCAGAACCUCAACGACCGCCUGGCCUCUUACCUGGACAAGGUGCGAAGGCUGGAGGAGGAGAACGCCCAGCUCGAGCACCACAUCCGCGAGUGGUACAGGAAACAAGCUCCCAGCGUCUCCAAGGACUACAGCUCCUACUACCAGACCAUUGAACAACUCCAGAAUCAGAUUAUAUCUGCCACUGUGGACAAUAACAGAAUGCUUCUUGACAUCGAUAACAGCAAGAUGACUGCCGAUGACUUCAGAAUGAAGUAUGAGAAUGAGCUGGUCAUCCGUCAGACCGUGGAGGCUGACAUCAAUGGCCUCAGAAAUCUCAUGGAUGACCUGACUCUGGUUAGAUCUUCACUGGAAUCUGAGCUGGAGUCCUUGAAGGAUGAGCUGAUUGCUCUCAAGAGAAACCAUGAGGAGGAAAUGAGGCAGCUCCAGUCCCAAACUGGUGGCGAUGUGAGCGUGGAGGUCAAUGCUGCCCCUGGACAAGACUUGACAAAGAUCCUGAAUGACCUGAGAGAUGAAUAUGAGCAGAUCAUUGAGAAGAACCGCAGGGAGGUGGAGCAGUGGUAUGAGGUCAAGAUCCAAGAAGUCAAUCAGCAGGUCACUUCCAGCAGCCAGGACAUCCAGACCAGCAGCCACCAGCUCUCCGAGCUGAGGCGUGAGAUGCAGAACCUGGAGAUCGAGCUGCAGGCACAGCUCAGCACGAAAAGCUCUCUGGAAAACUCCCUGUCGGAAACCGAGUCUCGCUACAGCUUCCUGCUGCAACAAAUCCAGACUCAGGUCAACUGCGUGGAGGAGGAGCUGGGCAGCAUCCGCUGUGAGAUGGAGGGUCAGAGCCAGGAGUACAAGAUGCUCCUGGGCAUAAAAACCCGCCUGGAGCAGGAGAUCCAGCAGUACCGGGCACUGCUGCAGGAGGGGCAGCAGGAUCUUGUUACCUCCCAAGGACCUUUCCAAGGGGGUGGAAAAUCCUCCCAGUCAUAUUCUGCUUCCUACUCUCAUUCCCAGUGUGGAGACAUGUCAGGGCAGUCAAGAGUGUGCUAGGGCACAGGAGGGACCCUGGCACCGUCCAGCUGCCAUGCACUGACCACGGGCAGCGAGACACCCGAGAGUUUCUGCAGCACGGCCGAGGCAGCGGGAAGGGUUUGGAAGAUGAGCCUGGCCCCCUGCCCCAGCACCCCCUCCUCCACCCUGCAAUGCUUGGCUUACUCAGCUUGUCUUUGGCAACUCAUUCUUUGUUAAAGGGCUCACACUCUGCUGGUAAUUCUGCUCGAAUAAAGCUUUAUGUCUGCAAU